AUGGAUCAUCCCAUUCUGAAAAUCCCUGAACAGCGAACAGCGGAGAAAAUGACAGCAAGACUUCUAAAAAACCGUGGCUUUGCUCUUCUUGGCCUCUUUGUCCUGGAGGCGGCAAAAAUAUCAUGCAGAAAUGAAGAAGGUGAAGCUGUGGAUUGGUAGGUAACUUUUAAAGUUACUAAAAGGCAAGACAAGGAAGGUAGAGAGACUGGCUUAGAGUACCUAUACCUAGACUCUACAACUAGAGGCUGGAAGAGGAGUAAGAAACUAAUGAAUACCACCAGCAGUGUUUUGGGAAGGACAUUACAACAGCUAUAUGAAGCAUGUGCCUCGGAGAGUCCAGGAUUCUGGCUGAUUCAUUCCAUUCCCCAGUUUCCUCCAAUUCCUGAAGAAGGCUAUGAUUAUCCACCCACAGGGAAACGAAAUGGACAAACUGGCAUCUGUAUAACUUUCAAGUAUAACCAGUAUGAAGCAAUAGGUUCUCAGCUCUUGGUCUGCAACCCAAACGUUUAUGGCUGUUCCAUCCAGUCACCUUUCACCAGGAGCUGGUUCACAUGCCCAGCUGUGUGCCAGGUCAGAUCAUCAGAGAUCCCCAGCCGGCACUUUACCACACUUCAGUCAGCCCAGGGACAAAACUUCCUCCUUGCAAAGUCUGAUUUUUUUCUUGAUGACAUCUUUGCAGCCUGGAUGGCUCAACGGUUGAAGACACACUUACUAACAGAAACCUGGCAGCGAAAGAGACAAGAGCUUCCUUCAAACUGCUCCCUUCCUUACCAUGUCUACAAUAUCAAAGCAAUUAAGAUAUCCAGACAAUCUUAUUUCAGUUCUUAUCAGGAUCAUGCCAAAUGGUGUAUUUCCCAAAAGGGCACCAAAAAUCACUGGACAUGUAUUGGAGACCUAAAUAGGAGCCCAUACCAAGCCUUCAGAAGUGGAGGAUUCAUUUGUACCCAGAAUCGGCAUAUUUACCAUGCAUUUCAAGGAUUAGUUUUGUAUUAUGAGAAUUGUAGCUCGGGUUGGUGAAAGGACAUAUGUGCUAUCAUUUUCAACAUUGAUAAUGGGUCUUCUUCUACUAGAUCCACUCCUUACACAUUAAAAGUCUGUGAGUUUACUUAUAGUCCACAUAUCAUCAAAUAAAAUGCUUUUUCUCCCA
Sus scrofa (pig) is the source of this 1147-nucleotide messenger RNA. Lineage: Eukaryota; Metazoa; Chordata; Mammalia; Artiodactyla; Suidae. The record is from RefSeq and is a predicted model, not a curated record.